UUCAGCUCGCUAAAGCCGCUUUAAACGGUUGCUAAGCUAACGUUAACCGUUAUCUAACGUUAGCAGCGGGGGGAGGCGAGAUAAAGAUUAUAGUUACACCGAUAUUUACUAAUGUGUAAAUGGGGUUAUCAUAGCUUAGCAGACGAAUAGAUAAAACCGAGCUGUUUUGCUGCAUUUAUCUGAAUGUUAUUUGAGAGGAGACAAUCAUAUCUGUCAUAUACAGGAGCCUUUACAAUGCUGGCGAUGCAGUUGCUGAGAGGUGCAGUGAAGCAUCUUGGGAGCAGAUCCCCGUGCAGCGCUGAGCAGCUGAUCCCUGCAUUGCGUGGUGUCAGCUCAUCCUCACAACAGUUAUCUGUUUCUGGGAGAAAUCACGCAUCAUCCUGCGCCGACAAUGACAACCCCAAAAUCCUCAUCACGGGGGGUCUGGGACAGCUAGGGGUGGGGCUUGCCCAGUUGUUGAGGCGGCGAUUUGGAAAAAACAACGUGAUCCUGUCUGACAUCCGGAAACCUCCCAGCCAUAUCUACCACAGCGGUCCAUUCAUCUUCUCAGACAUCCUGGACUCCAAGAACCUCAGGGAGCUCAUCGUCAACAACAACAUCAGCUGGCUGGUUCACUAUUCGGCUGUGCUGUCGGCCGUGGGAGAGAACAACGUCGCCCUCGCUAAAGAGGUCAACAUCACGGGUCUCCAUAACAUAUUAGACAUAGCAACCGAACAUGGUCUGCGUGUGUUUGUCCCCAGCACAAUCGGUGCCUUCGGUCCGUCCUCCCCCAGAGACCCCACCCCUGAUCUGUGUGUGCAGAGACCACGCACCAUCUAUGGUGUGUCCAAGGUCCAUGCAGAGCUGAUGGGUGAGUACUACCACCACAGGUAUGGGCUGGAUUUCCGCUGCCUCAGGUACCCAGGCAUCAUCUCAGCUGACUCUCAGCCUGGAGGAGGAACUACAGACUAUGCCGUCCAGAUCUUCCAUGCAGCCGUAAAAAGCGGUCACUUCGAGUGCAACCUGCACAGCGACACACGGCUUCCUAUGAUGUACAUUGAUGACUGUGUCAGGGCUACUCUGGAGUUAAUGGAGGCUCCAGCAGACACACUUGUCAGCCGCACCUACAACAUCAACGCCAUGAGCUUCACACCACAGGAGCUGACCCAGGAGAUCCAGAAAGUCCUGCCUGACCUCAGGGUCACCUACAAUGUGGAUCCUGUCCGGCAGGCUAUAGCGGAGGGCUGGCCAAUGGCGUUGGAGGACAGCGCAGCGAGGCGGGACUGGGGCUGGAAGCACGAGUAUGACCUCCCAGAGCUGGUGCAGACGAUGCUGACUCACAUCAACCUGGGCAACCAGGUGGCACAAGCCUACUGAGCCUUUUGUAGCAACUCCAUGCAAAGCUUUACUUGAAAGUGAAUGUGACGUAGAGACAAGAGCCACAUGUCUGAUUUCAUGUGAUCAGAUUCAUAUCUGAUUCAUGUGAUCAGAUUCAUAUCUGAUCACAUGAAAUCCUACAUGAAUACCAAAGGGUUGAUUUGACAACAUAAUGGAGACAUAAACUUCAAUAUCUGAGGCAAAAGCAUUCCAGAUCACUCUAUAUCACAUAUCUGAUUGGAUUUGUGGCUUUUUUCUCCAGCUUUUGUGCUUAACGUGCUGCAGUCACUACAGCAGCUUCUCUCUCUGUGAAUGUAUUCUAUGUCUGUAUUAUCAUAUUGAGUGUAUAAGUGUGUUACCAGCCUGCAGUAUGCCUUAAGUGGGACUUCUGCUGUCCUCCAAACCAGUGGGCUUUUGUAAAAGCUGCACUCUAAAUGAAUAUGUACUGUAGUCACAACCACUGACAGGCUUUACCUCUGCUACUGCACAAACUGGUAACCUGAGAAAGCAGCACUGCAGGGAUAGUUUCUAGGUGCUUAGCUGCUGCUUCAGUUUUCUUAUAUGCCUUUUCGGAAAAGGACAGCAGGUACAGCUGCUUGACGUUUGCACUGGUGUGUUUAGUUGUUUUAUUUAUAUUUAAAUAGUAUUUUCCAUGUAGAAGCUGCAGUCUUGGUGCUAAAUAUUUCUGAAUGAUGAAUCAGUUCAUGUAUUAGCAGUUUUUUGACUGAUUUAGAAGGAUGUCUUCUGUUUUGCAGCUGUGUAGAGUGAAUUAAAGGGCUAUUGUUUUUUAUUAA
Acanthochromis polyacanthus (spiny chromis) is the source of this 2150-nucleotide messenger RNA. Its product is annotated as L-threonine 3-dehydrogenase, mitochondrial-like. Gene Ontology annotation, molecular function: L-threonine 3-dehydrogenase activity. The record is from RefSeq and is a predicted model, not a curated record. The coding region runs from base 184 to 1356 and encodes 390 amino acids. The transcript has 10 exons. NCBI's taxonomy places the organism in Eukaryota, Metazoa, Chordata, Actinopteri, Pomacentridae. Gene Ontology annotation, biological process: L-threonine catabolic process.